UCCAAUAAGCGAGGAACCAGAAAGUUUAACUUCAAACCCACAGAAAAACUUGAUUUAACUCCGCAACACUAGCAUCUUUACGCUCUCAUGUAACAUUCGGACUUCUUUCUCAACUCUCAAUGCAUAGCAUUUCCGGGGGCUUUAGGAGAGUAGGAAGAGGCCUUGGGAGAGGACGUGCGAGGGCAAAACGCCAGGAAACUUCCCCACUUCAAGUUCUCGGUCACAGGGAAGAUUAGGAACACUAGCGUUGUUCCAGGGGUGUCCCUAGGGCUGAAACCUAGACUAUCCGUCUCCCUUCAUUUUUCCCUUUCCCUCUUCCAGCUCAGCACCUAAGAGUCCAGCGUCAAAUCAAUAUCGUGCACGCCUCCAGGGCGGAGACAACCCACAGAGGGUGCAGAUAGGCAACCCCGCGCGGCAGGGCGCAGCCGCAGCAGCUGCAGCCGCACUCCGCAGGUGGCCCACGCCCUCCCCCGGGGCAGCCCCUGGGGGAGGGGCCACCUCCCCCUGGAGCCACAGCCUACGCCCCGGCCUCCAGCUCUGGCCAUCAGUCUCCGCCCGCCAGCCAGACCGCAGCGGCGUGCUGGCGUCACGCGCCGUCUGGAAGGCGGAAGCGCGAGCGCGGGUGCGGCUGCGGUGGCGGCGCGAGCUGCGGCAGGAUCCGUUCCCUCCCAGUGAGAGGCGCUUGGGGCACGGAGCAGGAUGCGCCCGGCCCCAGCCCCAGCCCCAGCGCCAGCGCCAGCGCCGGGCUUCUAGCGCAGCCCGCUCCGCCUCGCCUCGCCUAUCCUAGCCGGGGGCGGGGUGCCGGAGUGGGAGAGGGGGGCGGUCGUGGUGUCGAUUCUCCCGCCGCUGCUGUCGCCUCCUCUGCCGCUGUCCUCGGUGAAUCUUGGCGGGGCAAGAUGAGCGGCGCCGGGGACAGGAUUCCGGGAGGAGAUGCCGUCCCUCAGGCCGCUGGGGACCCCGGGGCCACCGCCGCCAAGGGUCCCGGCGCGGAGCCCCCGCCCGCGAUGUUGAGCGUGGACGUGCCGGGACUGUGCGCGCAGUUCGCCCGCAGCUUCGUAUUGCUCUUCCCGGUAUAUGUGCUGGGCUACCUGGGACUGAGCUUCCUGUGGAUCCUGCUGGGGCUGUUACUGCUCUUCUGGUGCCGGAGGAACAAGGGCCACAAGACCUCCCGUUUCUACCGGGCACUGGCCUUCCUGGAGAACGAGGAGCAGGCGGUGCGGCUCAGCAUCUGCACCUCGGACCUGCCCGCCUGGGUCCAUUUUCCUGACACUGAAAGAGCAGAAUGGCUAAAUAAGACUGUAAAGCAUAUGUGGCCUUUUAUUUGCCAGUUUAUAGAGAAAUUGUUUCGAGAAACAAUAGAACCAGCUGUGCGGGGAGCAAAUGCUCACCUUAGUACCUUCAGUUUCACAAAGAUUGAUAUGGGUCAUCAGCCCCUGAGGAUUAAUGGUGUUAAAGUAUACACAGAAAACGUGGAUAAACGACAGAUUAUUUUGGACCUUCAGAUCAGUUUUGUGGGAAAUUGUGAGAUUGAUUUGGAGAUCAAAAGAUACUUCUGUAGAGCUGGAGUGAAAAGUAUACAGAUUCAUGGUACAAUGAGAGUUAUCUUAGAGCCAUUGAUUGGGGACAUGCCUUUAGUUGGAGCUCUGUCCAUUUUCUUCCUCAGAAAACCUCUUCUAGAAAUUAAUUGGACGGGAUUAACUAAUCUUCUGGAUAUUCCUGGGCUAAAUGGCUUAUCAGAUACUAUUAUUCUGGAUAUAAUAUCCAAUUAUUUGGUGCUUCCUAAUCGAAUCACAGUUCCUCUUGUCAGUGAAGUACAGAUUGCUCAGCUGCGAUUCCCUAUACCAAAGGGUGUUUUAAGAAUACAUUUCAUUGAAGCUCAGGAUCUGCAAGGUAAAGACACUUACCUUAAGGGCCUUGUCAAGGGGAAAUCAGAUCCCUAUGGAGUUAUUCGGGUUGGCAACCAAAUCUUUCAAAGCAAGGUCAUCAAAGAAAAUCUCAGCCCAAAGUGGAAUGAAGUUUAUGAGGCUUUGGUUUAUGAACAUCCUGGGCAGGAAUUAGAAAUUGAACUCUUUGAUGAAGACCCAGACAAGGAUGAUUUCCUUGGAAGUCUUAUGAUUGAUCUGAUCGAAGUUGAGAAGGAGCGCCUCUUAGAUGAAUGGUUCACUCUGGAUGAAGUCCCUAAAGGAAAAUUGCAUUUGAAACUGGAAUGGCUCACAUUGAUGCCAAAUGUUCUGAAUCUUGAUAAGGUGCUAACAGGCAUUAAAGCUGACAAAAACCAAGCCAAUGAUGGCCUUUCUUCUGCAUUGCUUAUCUUAUAUUUGGAUUCAGCAAGAAAUCUUCCAAGUAUCUACGAGGGAAACUUUGGGUGUGGCUACUUAAAAGAGAGGAGAGCAUCGGGACUAGUCUUUUGUGAAAAUACUACCUCAGUCUAUAGAGCCCUAUUUAGUAAUCCAUUAGAAUAUAACCAUGAUGGCUUGAAGAAGGCUGCAGUUCAGAAAGCUUUAAAGUCCGGGAAGAAAAUAAACAGCAAUCCUAAUCCUCUAGUUCAAAUAUCAGUUGGACACAAGGCCCAGGAGAGCAAGAUUCGAUAUAAAACCAAUGAACCUGUGUGGGAAGAAAACUUCACCUUCUUCAUUCACAAUCCCAAACGUCAAGACCUUGAAGUUGAGGUCAAGGAUGAACAGCAUCAGUGUUCUUUGGGGAACCUGAAAAUUCCUCUCAGCCAGCUACUGGCAAGUGAUGACUUGACUAUGAAUCAACGGUUCCAGCUCAGUAAUUCCGGGCCAAACAGCACUAUAAAAAUGAAGAUUGCCCUUAGGGUGCUAUAUCUUGAAAAACAAGAAAGGUCUCCAGAUCAUCAACAUUCAGCCCAAGUGAAGAGACCCUCUGUUUCCAAAGAAGGGAGGAAAACAUCUGUCAAAUCUCAUGUCACUGCACCUACAGCUUCUGAUUCCAGCAAAAUGGUCUCAGCUUCACCAGUACCUGACAAUACAAGAAAGACUGAUGUGGAUGAAAAAAGUCAACCUCCCAAUGCUAGUCCUCAGUGGCCAUCUGAUCUCAGCCAAAGUUCCUCCAGCCUCCACACCUCCAAUGUUACCUCUUCCCCGAGUCACCUUUCCAUCAAAGAGCCCACCCCCAGCAUAGCAUCGGACAUCUCACUGCCCAUUGCCACACAGGAACUACGGCAAAGACUUCGACAGCUUGAAAAUGGAACAACAUUGGGGCAAUCUCCCCUAGGACAGAUUCAGUUGACAAUACGUCAUAGUUCACAAAGAAACAAACUUAUUGUGGUUGUGCAUUCCUGUAGAAAUCUCAUUGCCUUUUCUGAGGAUGGCUCUGAUCCAUAUGUCCGAAUGUAUUUACUUCCAGACAAGAGAAGAUCAGGAAGAAGAAAAACACAUGUAUCAAAGAAAACAUUAAAUCCAGUCUUCGAUCAAAGCUUUGAUUUCAGUGUUUCCUUACCAGAAGUGCAAAGGAGAACGUUGGAUGUAGCUGUCAAGAACAGUGGUGGUUUCUUGUCCAAAGACAAAGGGCUUCUGGGCAAAUUGUUAGUAUCUUUGGCCUCUGAGGAUCUUGCCAAAGGCUGGACCCAGUGGUAUGAUUUGACAGAAGAUGGUACAAGACCCCAGGCUAUAAACUAGAUCCUCUUUCGACAUGAAGAAUUUCUCCUUGAGUAUUGUACUUAGCCAAUCUUUAUACACUUUGAAUGCAUCAUUUUCACAGAUGUUUCAAUAUUAUUUUUAUAGUUUUAUGUAUUUAGUUAUUACACACCCCAAAGGUUUUAUAAAUUUUAACACAUUGACAUUUUUUGCAGAUUUAGCCAGUUUUAUUGUUAAAUUUCAUGUUUUAAUUUAGUCUAAUAUUUUGCCUAUUAUUACAACGUGCAAUAGAGUGUUAGAAUGACGUGUUAAAUGGAAACAUUUGUCAUUUGUGUCUUUUAGAAAAUGAAUAUAUAUGCGUUAUUACUGCCUUGUUUUGUAUAUCACCAAGGCAUACUAUGCCAUGUAAAUAGACUAUUUUUUUAUAAUCUCUUCAUGCUGGUUUGAAGUCAGAUGAAAAUGGAUGAAGGGAAUAUAUAUAUAUAUUUUCUUCAAGUUCAUAUUAAAUUCUAUGACAAAUAAUCCUUUUAUUUGGCCUUUGCAGCAAAAUGGUCUCAGUGACUUAGUUUUUUAAAAGAAAAAAAAACUGAAAUUAGUGUGUUUUUUGCCUGUUGUGGCUACUAAAGUAUACAAAAUAUUAACAUUAAGUUCUAUUAUUGAGAAGUCAUGACUCUUAUAAACAAAGUGUUUUUAGUACUAUGAAAUAUAAGUGUUAUAUUUGAAAAGACGACUGUCAUCCUCCCUAAAUCAUCAAAUCUCGGCUUUCUUACAUAGAAAUGAAGACAUUUGCAGUAUAAUGUUUUGAAUUUAUUUUUAGUUGCCUGUUUAUUGUAACUUAUUCAUGUAAUCUAAAAAAAUAUAUAUAUAUAUUUAUAUACAUACAUUUAUAUAUGUAUACACAUUAUCUUUCUUAAAAGAUAACAAGUAAAGCAAUUUUCCAUGUUAGAAAUUAGAAUUCAAAAGUAAAUGCUCAUAAAUCAUUAAUUUUCAUUGUUCUAACAGUUUAUUUAAAAAAAAAUUAUAAACCUAGCAAUGAAAAGCUGAGAAUGUAUAUUGUGAAAUGUUGAAUUCAAAGGUGAUUUUUUUUUUCUUGACCCUUACUUCAGUGAAGUGAAAAACUUGCUUUUAAUGACAGUUUGUCCUGAGUUUAUACCAUAUGUCAGACAUAAUAACCAUUAAAUUGAGACAUCAUUGCAUUCUGCUGCUAUGUAGAGGUUACCAGCAUGACCAAAGGGGAUUUAACAUAGCUGUAGAGUUGUGACUAAUAGCAGCUAUUGACUAUAACACAGUUUCGUUAGUUUGGGUCAGGAACAUUGUUAUACACAAAAUUUAGAAGCCUCUUUUAAAGACUUUGAAAGCAUAUUUCACACACAGGGACCUGCUUAUAAGUGGAGGAAUAUGCUCUGCACUUCAUAUACAAAAGUAUUUACCUAGUUUAAAAGUAAAAUAUUUUUAGUCAAGUGACACAAAUGAUUUCAUUACUUGUCAGACUAUGUUAAGAUUAUGUAAUAAAUACUUUUAAAAACAGCUUUAUAAUGAACUCAAGUUUCAUCAAACUCAACAACUUAUGACAGCUCACAUGACCAAACAUACCAAAGUGCCUGUUGUGGAUAUUAGAUUCCAGAACCUUCUAAUUUAAUGUCACUUUUAGUUAAUUAAAAAAUACUUUGAUUCCUGAGGUCUACUUAUAGUGGAAGUCAAUUAUCUUCACUAAUUAUUUUCACUCUGAUAAAAAUGAUAGUGCCACAGUGAAGUGAAAUAAUCAUGUUACCUUUAAAUGACAUUUCACUGGAAGACCUCAUCAUUAACAGGCUCCGAUGUGGAUAUGUAUUGUGUUGGUGACCAUUUCAGAAGAGUGUGUUUAUAUAUUCCGUAUAUAUACAUAUAUGUGUGUAUAUAUAUGUGUGUGUAUAUAUAUAAUAUAUAUCUCGCAGUCCUAAAGCAUGAGAAAGAGCUAUAUAUUAAUCUGUUAAAAUCUAGUUUGUCUAUCCAUGAUUUACUGAAUACCAUCUUUUUACAGUGAGUUAGAUUGCUGGGCCUCCAGCACGGCUUGAAAGAAGGAAGGAAAAUGCAACACUUUUAACGUUAUAGUCAUCUGUAUUAAAGUUCUGGAACAAAGGAAUUUUAAAUAGAGUUAUUUGCUUCUUUACCUAAAAAAAUGCAUAUCUAUCUAUAUAUGUGUAUGUAUAAUUAUGUUUUUCCUUUUUGGGACUAAGUGCUUUGUUAGUUUAUUUAGGACAAUGCAAAUGCAACUAGAAGGGGAGAAAAACAUCAAGUGAGAGAGAAACAAAAGACAAUAGUAAAGCAGUCUGGCAAUGCUAAAUUUAGUAGCCUAGUCCCAGAGCCUGAUUAUGUGAGGCACAAUUCCUGUUGCUGUUAGUCAAGUACUAAUUUAGUGAAGUUGCUAUCACCAAGGAGUUUGACUCCUAAUUGCUGUGAGAAUUGACCCUGUAUUUGUAUAGUACGAGAAUUCCAGUACCUGUCCUUAGUCUUUCUUUAAAAGAAAAAGAUGACAGCUUAAGGUGGAUGUUGUAGCAUCAUAAAAACAGUGAUAAGAUUGGGAACAAAAGGGAAGUGAUCUACUAUGAAAUACUGAAAGAUUAACUUAUGGGGCUGAUCAUGAAGACUAGAUUGUUAGAAACACAUUUUCAAUAGUGGGAAAAAAUUCAAUUUUUAUUGAUUUUUGAUUUUUAAUACAUGUGUAAAGUGAAUAAUGAGGAUUUAACAGUUAUUAUUUUGAGCCAAAAAGGAAAAAAAAAAUCUACUUAAAUGAAUUUCAAACAGCAAUUCUGGAUAGUUUGUACAUGUGGAUUGUAUAUCCUGUGCCUUAACGUAUAAAGUGCAAAGUAUUGUUGUCUUCAAUGUUUCAAAAAAUUAAAGGUAAUUUUUUUUUUGCUGUACAUAUCACCAUUUAUAUUUUAUGCUAUGAAAAUUUCUACAAAAAUUCUCUUGCUUUGGUGAGAAGGGCUUUAAAAUUAAAUUUUUAAAAAAUAUCAGUGAAAGUGUACUUCAAAUGUGAUGCAAUGUAACACUUGUAAUUUGGAUUAAAUAAAGUUGUUCUUUUUGGUAUAAUUCCUUCUAUUUCAGAGUUGCAAGAAUCUGUAAAAUUGGAAAUCAGUGAAGAGGGACUUUUUUAUUAUAGGUUAUCCUUUUUUGCUUAAUUUUCAUGACAGUGCAUGUAUUUAUUCAAUAAACAAUUCAUAUGGUG
This is a messenger RNA of Antechinus flavipes (yellow-footed antechinus), 6807 nucleotides long. It is a transcript of the gene ESYT2, whose product is annotated as extended synaptotagmin 2. The record is from RefSeq and is a predicted model, not a curated record. The transcript has 24 exons. Gene Ontology annotation, biological process: lipid transport. The coding region runs from base 897 to 3641 and encodes 914 amino acids. Gene Ontology annotation, molecular function: lipid binding. NCBI's taxonomy places the organism in Eukaryota, Metazoa, Chordata, Mammalia, Dasyuromorphia, Dasyuridae.